Molecule: messenger RNA, 1195 nt
Organism: Eubalaena glacialis (North Atlantic right whale)
Lineage: Eukaryota; Metazoa; Chordata; Mammalia; Artiodactyla; Balaenidae
Gene: C19H17orf100
Product: chromosome 19 C17orf100 homolog
Exons: 2
Source: RefSeq, a predicted model, not a curated record
AGGCUAGGGGGCGAUGCGGGGGCUGACCUAUCGCGGGGCCUAACCCAGGGUUUCAGAGGGGCCGUUACCAGCCCCCGCCAGGACCACUGUUCUGCACGUCCCUGUGUUGUGGGACCCUCGGCUCUCGCUGUGCCUGCGUCACAGUGCCAUGUGAUGUCACUCCUCACCGUGUGACGUAACCCGUCGAGGAGCGUGGGGCAAUGGGGCGUCACGAGGCCUGCUUGGCUCCGUUACCCCCGUAAGAUGGGCUCACCCCUUGGGGGAAAGCCCUUUCCGCCCCGGGCGGAGUCCGCCCGCUACGAGGAGGCGGCGACGGUCCGCGUGGAGCCCUCGUCCCACCGUGUGGAGACGUCCUCCCGUCAGGUGCGGAGGUCUUCCCGGCAGGUGGAGACUACGCAGCGCCGCAGCUAGGGGCGCUCCGUCUCCCCCUCUGGGAAACGGCUCCGUCGCGUCUUCGAGGUGUCCUACCAGCACGUGGAAACCGCCUCGCAGCGCACGGAGACGGCCUCCCGCCGCGUCAGGGCCUCGUCUCUGCGGGAGGAGACGUCUCUGCACCGCGUGGAGAGCCCGCCGCGGCGGGAGCAGCCGGCCGCUCGCCAAAAUGUCCAAAAGGCCCGAUGAAAUGCUUCCUUCCUCCGGGCCACGAGAGGGCCAUGGCCCUUGGCCAGGGCAGAAUUGUCUCCAGUUCGCAGCCAGCCUGCUGCCAGGUGGACCGAUCAUCUUUGGUUUCCUGGAAACCGACCACAAAUCAAUUUAAGCAAGAGCCAAGCUGCGGUUUCGGGACUCAGCCAACAUUCAUUGACCCUGCUGCACCCUGGACCAUCCUUUCCUGCCUUUGACCCAGUGAACUAUUUUCACUUGAAGCCAGCACAAAAAGUUUUCGGGCCCUAGAUAUUGUAUAUAUUGAGAUGAUGGACAAAGAGUCUGUUUGAACCUCUGAGGCAGACUGACCUUCCCACUGACUGAAAAACUAGACCUCGGAUAAGUGAAUUCACCCCUCUGGGCCUCACUGCCCCCACUGAAAAGGAGAUGUUUGGACCAAUCUUUAGAUCUGUGAUUCCCAAAGUGAGGAAUGCAAACGUUGCUGGUGUGCAAGAGGAUUUUAGGAGGUAUGGAAACAUUUUUUAUUUUGGUAAUUAAAUAUUUAUUUCAGUGUGUAUUAGAUAGAAAAAUAUAACUAACCCUCAAACUUGUU